UCUCUCUCGACUCUUUACAACUGCGAUACAUACCUCCAUCCGCCCCGUCGACCCCAAUUGUGCGCCAUGGCCAGCGCAUCUGGAUACAACUACCACCGUUUUGCCCGCGCACUCCUCAAGAAGUCGCGAAAAUGGGAGCCAUCACUCUCCAUCCAGCUCUACCAGACAUAUUGGAGAUUCGAGAACUCCGAAAUCAACUUCGUGUACGAUGGGCCAAUGAAGCCGUUCUUACUCGCGCUGCGCGCGCAGGUUAUUCCUGCCGCCCUCAUCCCAUUCCUGUACGACAUUCGACCGCCGGUAUCGUUUGUCGACGGCUGUCUUGUCGUCGAAAUCCAAGACUUCCGAAAAACGCCAGAAGUACGAAGUCGUGUGGUCAUGCGGCCUGCGCCGGAGACGCUACCGCUCACGAUCGACAUCAUGCUGGGGCGACGCGCCGAGACCUGGGACGAGGCGAUGACAUUAGAGCUGGAGAGCCGUGUGAUGGCUGCCACAUCCGCACCGCUCUAUCUCGGCACAUCUCCUCUUGCGGCGCGGAAUGCUGCGUUGUCCUUGGCGCUCACCGCACCGGCCAAUCCGAAUGUAGGAGCCGACGGCGCGCCUCGAUCGGCCCAGGCCCAGGGUGAGGAGGAGGACAGCGAACAAGAGACAUUGCGCAAGCUUCUCGGGAUCGGGACUGGAGCCCGCGCAUUCCAGCCCAACUGGUCUGUGUUGCGGGUUACCGAGAAGAUGGAGAACUACCGAAAGGACCGAGAGCGCGACGCAGCCCAACGCGCAGCCGGCAACGGCAACAGGGAGGAGAAGAAGAAGCCCAAGAAGAAACGGCCAGCAGAGGAGGAGAAGGCCGAGGAGAGGAAGGAGCCGCCAAAGAAGAAGAAGAAGACGGCAGCGGCCAAGGAAAAGGAGGCCAAGGAGGCCAAGGAGCGCGAGGAGCGCGAGGCGAAGGAGAAGGAGGAGCGGGAGAAGGCCGAGAAGGAGAAGGGAAAGAAGAAGAAGAAGAAGAAGGACGAGGAGACCGCGCCCGCUGCCGCUGCCGCCGAGAAACCCAAGCCGAAGAAGAAGAAGAAGGAGGACAGCGACAAGGAGGAGGAGGAGAAGAAGAAGCCAGCGCCCAAGAAGAAGAAGAAGGCCGCUGCCAAGGAGGAUGCGAAGUAGGUCAGUGGAUCCAGUGGUUGAGCUGUGCGAGCGGAAGGAGUGCGGGAGGGUCGGCGCGCCCUAUAUUUGUAGUAGUAGACGAGCACUGUAUCAUUUUCAGCAUGUGAGUUGUUACCCGCUUAG
Molecule: messenger RNA, 1275 nt
Organism: Cutaneotrichosporon oleaginosum
Lineage: Eukaryota; Fungi; Basidiomycota; Tremellomycetes; Trichosporonales; Trichosporonaceae
Biological process (GO): regulation of transcription by RNA polymerase II
Cellular component (GO): SAGA complex
Molecular function (GO): transcription coregulator activity
Source: RefSeq, a predicted model, not a curated record